UCACCCAGCCGGUUUCCUAUUUCAGUUCCUGUAAAUUGCAGUAGACUUGAAUAACUGAAUUCAUCCUCAAUUCUCCGCUUGAAAACCUCAUUCCAUCGUUGACAUCCGUGAAUCUGUGUUUUCCAAUAAAUGAGUGGAAAUGGAAGAAGAAGUGCUCGAAGUAGAAUCAAAUCCUCCACAGAUGUCGAUGAAUUCGAUCGUCGCCGGAACUCAAAACCUGACCGGGAAGUCCGAAAGGACAGAAUCGGAGAUCACAGCUUCAUUAGAAUUUUAAAUGUUAAUAUCAAGGCUCUGCUUGGGUUUGUGGUUUUGGCUUUCUUCAUCAUCUUGUUCCUGAUUCUUCACUUAAUGAAACCGGUUGAAGAUGCUCAGAGACCUAGGGUUGUUACGCCAUUUCCUGCCCCAAAGAUCAUGGAUCUUCCUCAGUUCCAAGGCGAGCACAAGGAGAGCUUGUAUUGGGGAACAUAUCGCCCUCAGGUUUAUCUUGGAAUUCGUGCCAGGACACCCCAAUCUUUGGUUGCUGGUUUGAUGUGGAUUGGAGUAAAGGAUGGAAGAUAUUUCAUGCGACAUGUCUGCCAAGAUUCUGAUGAGCUCAGCACGUAUGGUUGGACACAUCACAAUGGAAGGGAUUAUGGACAUCAGGUGCUGAUUGACCAUGGCAUGACCUUGGCUACAAGUUUCUUGAAAUCCAAGGAGGACGGCAGUGGCUAUGGAGGAGACUGGACGGUUCGAAUUGAUGUGAAAAGUGAGAAGUGGAAUGAGGAAAUGUUGAGAAGUGCACACCUUUUUUUCUAUUUGGCUGAUGAAGAUGGAAAUGCUCUAAGUUUGAGUGGAGACAUCUUGGACAUUCGUGAGAAUUCUCUUCUGGCAUUGGGUUCAAGAAUGGAUGUCGGAGGUUGGCAGCUGCAUUUAGAAUCAGUGGAUGAUUUGGAAGUCCAUUAUUCUGGUUUCAGGACACCUCACAUUCACAAUUUAUCUGAUCUUGUCCAGGAAAGUCUUGGAGAGCAAGUAAGAAAGUUUGGUCGUCUGCAGCUCCCAGACACAUCUGAUAAUUCUCCAAACAUUUUAGUUUUUCAGAUUUCUGCUAAGGUUCCUUUCAAAAUAGACAUUCCUUUUCUAUCUGGAACUGGUUUGAAAAGCUCAAGGGUAGAAGAACGUCUCAAUAGCCUUACAGGUACCUCCCUGACCAGACAAUUAAUUGAGAAGCAAAAUGAAUUUGACAACAAAUUUGAGAAAUGCUUCAAUCUUACCAGCAAGGUUGAUUCUGAAUCUUUGAUUGUUGGUAAGGCUGCUAUUGGAAAUAUGUUAGGUGGCAUUGGCUAUUUCUAUGGCCAAUCAAAAAUUUCACUCCCAAAAAACAAUAAUUUUAAGAGUCAUGAUAAUUUUAUUUCAUAUUGGCCGGCUGAACUUUACACAGCUGUUCCAAGUCGAUCCUUCUUUCCAAGGGGAUUUUUAUGGGAUGAAGGUUUUCAUCAGCUACUAAUUUGGCGUUGGGACAUCCGCAUUUGUUUGGAUAUAAUUGGUCAUUGGUUAGAUUUAAUGAACAUUGAUGGAUGGAUACCAAGGGAACAAAUUUUGGGUGCCGAAGCUCUAAGUAAGGUCCCAGAGGAAUUUGUUCUUCAGCAUCCAACUAAUGGAAAUCCCCCAACUUUAUUUUUGGUUUUACAUGAUCUAGUUUCUAGCUUAAAAAGAAACAAGUUUACUUCCAUGGAAAGCAAUGAGAUAUCUUCCUUCCUAGAACGGGCAUUUGUUCGUCUGGAAGCUUGGUUCCAAUGGUUCAAUACUACACAAUCAGGAAAUGAGAUGAGCAGCUAUUUUUGGCACGGAAGAGACAGCGCCACAACUCGGGAACUAAAUCCAAAGACACUGUCCUCUGGCUUGGACGAUUACCCACGAGCAUCACACCCUAGUGGAGAAGAGCAUCAUGUGGAUCUUAGAUGCUGGAUGCUUCUUGCAGCUGAAUGCAUGCAUUCCAUCACAGAGUUAUUCCAGAAGGAAAAUGGACUGGAAAAGGAGUAUGGUUCAACUGCUAAGCUGCUCUCAGAUUUUGACAUUCUGAAUCAGAUGCACCUUGAUAAGGCACAUGGAGCUUAUUUUGAUUUUGGAAAUCAUACAGAGAAGGUUCGAUUAAGUUGGAAAGAAGUGAGGGCAGGGAACAACUAUCCUACUCGAGAACUCGUUAGAGAAACAUUAGAGAAGCCAGAGUUGAGGCUGGUUCCACAUAUUGGUUAUGUCAGCCUUUUUCCAUUUAUGGAGAAGAUCAUUCCACCCGAGUCAUGGAUCCUAGAAAAACAGCUUGACCUAAUUUCACACAGGAGCACCUUAUGGACCGACUAUGGACUCCGCUCCCUUUCUAAAACAAGCUCAUUAUACAUGAAACGUAACACAGAGCAUGACCCACCUUACUGGAGGGGUCCAAUUUGGAUGAACAUGAAUUACAGGAUUCUUUCUGCACUCCACCAUUAUUCCCAAGUUGAUGGACCAUACAGAGACAAGGCCAGAAUCAUCUACAAUGACUUGAGGGGAAAUUUGAUUAGAAAUGUGGUUCACAACUACUACCAGUCUGGUUAUUUGUGGGAACAGUAUGAUCAAAAGAAGGGGAAGGGAAAAGGUGCACGGCCGUUUACUGGCUGGACAUCCCUUGUGUUACUGAUUAUGGCAGAAACAUAUUGUGAGAGGUAGGGCAUGUCAUUUUUGUAACUUAUCAAAAAAUUGCAAUAUCAAAAAAUUGCAAUGUCCAACACUAGUGAGAGUUCUGUACUACAAUAUUUAACAAAGUAACAACAUUAAUUUAGCUAGGAAUGUACAUUUUUCUCCCAAUCCGGUGAUGUGAGGCAUCCGUAUUUUCAAAUUAUGCAUGCUGCUCGAGAUUUUUGAA
Vitis riparia (riverbank grape) is the source of this 2878-nucleotide messenger RNA. Its product is annotated as mannosyl-oligosaccharide glucosidase GCS1. The transcript is spliced from 22 exons. Gene Ontology annotation, molecular function: Glc3Man9GlcNAc2 oligosaccharide glucosidase activity. The coding region runs from base 130 to 2682 and encodes 850 amino acids. NCBI's taxonomy places the organism in Eukaryota, Viridiplantae, Streptophyta, Magnoliopsida, Vitales, Vitaceae. Gene Ontology annotation, cellular component: endoplasmic reticulum membrane. Gene Ontology annotation, biological process: protein N-linked glycosylation; oligosaccharide metabolic process. The record is from RefSeq and is a predicted model, not a curated record.